CCGGUGGGGAUGUGUGACGGGCUGAGUUGCCGUCGGAGUGAAAGUCGCCAGUCGAGUGGCAACCACGGUCGCGGUAUGGUGUCUCGCAGUUUUGAGUGCGACUGAGUACGAUACGUUUGGCCAAAAAGUGAGUUCGACAACAGAAUCGACGUUCACAUUGCGACAUACUGGUCCACCACGGAGGAAAUGAACACCGGGGCGAACUUAAAAAUGGGACUCUGACAAGGCACAAGAAAUGUAUUGGGCACACUUGAUAUUUUCGCUAGUAACCGGCCUAAUCGUAAAUCCGGACUGUUCCUCAGCCACAAAACCAGGGUACUUGGACUUCGACAACCUGCCCGAGACAAAUUUCUCAUGCGAGGGCAAAGUGAUCGGCGGCUACUACGCCGACGUGGAGACCGGCUGCCAGAUGUUCCACGUCUGCACGAUCGGUCAAAAAGGUAAUUCGGAAAAAUCUGAAGUGACCGAUAUCAAGUUCCUCUGCCUCAACGGCACCGUCUUUGACCAGGAGACUCGAGUAUGCGAGAGGAUCGACGAAGUGGACUGUUCCAAGUCCGAAGACUUUUUCGGCCUCAACCUCGAGCUUUACGGGAACAACGUCGGUAGGAUCCAGCCGGAGAGCGAGUUUGACUGCGACGAUUGUUCGACGGAAGAGGAUUAUGAUUUGGACGUGACUACGACGACUCCGAAGCCGCCGACGACGACGACCACAACCACGACAUCAACGACGACGACUUCACCUCCUAAAGUUCGUUUUCCGGCUUCGAGCCCCGAGACGAUAGCCGCCCUUUUGGCACUCCACAACGCAUUCACCCAAAGCUUGGAAAACUCUAAAGUCAAAGCCCCGCCGCCAAGGCUGAUCAACAACGCCUUCGCCCAGACGCAAAACCAUCAGUACUCGACUCAGAGACCAGUUAAAAUAAGGUACGACUACAGCGGACUGCACGAGCCGCCUAGGCAGAAGCCUUUCUACCAGCCGACAACCCCAGUACCGACAUCCAACUACCACCAUUUCCAGAGCAGCGACGCAAGCUUCGGUCACAGCUUUGACCUGGAAAAGCCUUACAACUUUCAGUUCUUCCAUUCGAGGAGGAUCGAAGAGCCCGUUCAAAAAGCUGUAUCCGUGGUAACGUCUACGAGUACGUCGACGAGCGUCAGAACGUCCAAGAACGCCACGCUUGAUUUUCCGACAGGCUACGACGAAUACCAGGACGACCUAGAAGACCCGUUCUUCCGAGACGUACCCAAGAUCAGGUCGAAGAGGUCCGAAGACGAGGUGAGACACGCUAACCACAAGUACGAUGAGACGACCCACGCUAACCACAAGCACGAAGACACGGCCUACCCGAAUCACAAAUACGACGAGAAGAGCCCGCCGACGAGGGAGGAAUUCUUGAAAAACCUCCUCGGCUCUAUCGACAUGGAGGAAAACGACAGAGAGAAGAUGGUGUCAUUUUUCAUCAGAGAGGAGCGCCAGCUGGACAAAGGCGGCGGGAUGCUCCACAAGAUCGGCAAUAAGCUCGGCGAGGCCAUCAUGGAGGACGUCAAAAACGGGAUGAAAAACGAUUCGGACACGUUCGACCUCGACCAUCUGAGUAGGAUGUGGAAGAACCACUACGAAGAGAUGAGCAAGGAGGUCGCGCUGGAUUUCAACCUGGGGAGGAAAAAGCGUGACGCCUGGAGCAGCAAGUUCGACGAGAACGUCACAGACGUCGAGUACGUCGAAAAUGGCGGUCCAAAAAAGCAGGUCGCAAUCGUAGACAGGCCGGCGAAGAAGACGAGAGUGAGGCAGAGAAGUGGGACGAGGACGACGAUCCCCAACGUCAAGCCCGUCUUCGAAGAGGUGGACGAAGGGGAUUUCACGACGGUCCCUUACAGGAGGGUUGCUCAGGUGAGGAGGAACCAAAGGACGACCCUCAGACCCGAGGCGAAAAGCUUCAAAUUUAACUACGAAACGUCCAAAAACCCUCCAGAGCCUGACAGCUCGCCGAGGCCCGACCAAGACGGCGUUCCCGUUUACGAGUUUGACCCCAAGACGAACAAGAACGACGGGAAAACGACCAGGGGUCGGACUCAGAGACCGGAAACGACGACCUACAGGCCCAGGGAACCUCCACAGGCCGACUUUGCUCAAACUCAAGUGCCAAAAAGGACAACGACACGGUUUAGGGGAAGGGUGAGGGGGACCCUGAGGGAACCGGUGACGACUACCACUACCAUCAGGACCAUCGAUCCCAGCCUGAAACCGGACCCGGACUUCAGCUGCGAGGGGAAGGUCAAAGGUGGAUUCUACGCCGACGUCGUCGCAGACUGCAGGGGAUUUUUCAUUUGCUCACAGGGACAAAUCAACGGACCGUUGCUCAAGUCCCAUUUCUGGUGCGGUGCCACGACCAGGUUCAACCAGCGGAGCCGGACCUGCCAAGCGGACUACCUCGUCGAGUGUUCGCUCUCCAAGAGGUACUUCCACCUCAACGACGAUUUCCUCGUGCCAGAGACCGAGGAAGACCUGAAAGGCCCCUUCGAGCCGAAGAAGGUCAAAAACCGAUGAAGAAACACAAAAAAAAAUCAACCGUGUACAUACAUAUUUAAAUAAAUCGGGGGGUGGCGGCCUUUUGGCCAUGCUCCGCGUUUUGUAGGUGUAAAUUGUA
This is a messenger RNA of Cimex lectularius (bed bug), 2648 nucleotides long. RefSeq lists its product as uncharacterized. Gene Ontology annotation, cellular component: extracellular region. Gene Ontology annotation, molecular function: chitin binding. The transcript has 8 exons. The record is from RefSeq and is a predicted model, not a curated record. Lineage: Eukaryota; Metazoa; Arthropoda; Insecta; Hemiptera; Cimicidae. Bases 236 to 2548 code for a protein of 770 amino acids.